CGAAGUAGAGUCCCGACAGAAAAUUUUUCCUAAAAUAUCAAGGGUUUUAGGAGGGGCUUUUGCCGCUCUAUCCACUCCCCAGUUGCCAUUGCUCCCAUCAAUGGCUUCCUGUGCUUCCUUUCUCCCAGUGCUUACAUGGGAAAACCGCAUUUCGAGGCAAUAUAAAGGAAGAGGAGAGCAGCAUCAGACCAAGAUUCCUCGUUUAAUUGACCCUUUUUUCAAUAAUACGAGUUCCUCAAACUCCAUCCCCAGCUUUGUUGCGCUAAAUUCGCUCGAUUCAUCUCCAUUCCCUCUCGGCUCAGAUUCCUUGGAACCAGAGCUCAAAUUUCCAACUGCCUUUUCGCACAUGAAAACGCUUGAAUCCCCUGUUAUCUACGAUCCAGUUGUUUUACAAGAUGAGCGGAUAGAUUUUCCAUGGCUGGGAUAUGAUCGGUCCCUCAUUUUGCCUGGACAAACCCUAGAAAGGAUCUUCCGUACAGACUCUCUAUGGAUGCCGCGUUUUGAUGAUCUGGCGAGUGUUCGCGAAUCAUUGGAUGUGGCGAGGAAGAAGUACAAAUCUCUUAGGAGGAGGCAGGUGAAGGCUGAAACAGAGGCGUGGGAGAGAGCAGCGGAGGAGUAUAAGGAGUUGGAGCGAGUGAUGCUUGAGAAGAAGCUCGCUCCUAACUUGCCUUAUGUGAAGUCUUUGUUCCUGGGAUGGUUUGAGCCGCUGCGGAGUGCAAUUGAGAAGGAUGUGAAGCUGGAGAAGGGAAAAAGACAUAAGGCGGCUUAUGCACACCAUUUGAGCCUGUUGCCAGCUGAUAAGCUAGCGGUGAUUGUGAUGCAUAAGAUGAUGGGGUUGCUGAUGAUGGGGCCAGAGGAGGGGUGCGUUCGGGUGGUGCAAGCUGCUAUCCACAUUGGAGAGGCAAUAGAGCAUGAGGUUAGGAUCCAAUGCUAUGUUGAGAAGAGUAAGAGACGAAGGAACAGAGUGUGCCCAGAUAUUAUUUCUACGAAAGAGCAGCAGAAACGACAAAAACUUGUGAUGAAGUUUAUCAAAAUGAAAAGACUGGUCGAGGUUCAGAAACUUUUGAAAGAGGAGAUUGAUAUGGAACCUUGGGGACGAGAUGCUCAAGCUAAGUUGGGAACUCGUUUGAUUAAGCUAUUGAUAGAAUCAGCUUUUGUGCAGCCACCAAUUGAUCAAUUUGGUGACCAUUCACCGGAUAUUCUUCCAGCUUUUAUGCACAAAUUAAAAACUGUUUCCGUGGAAGAUGGAAAAUUAAAGAACAAAUAUGGUGUUGUUGAAUGCCAUGCAUUAGUCCACAUGGGACUUGGUAGCACUGCCAGGCUGAUGGUGAUUCCUUACAUGCCAAUGUUGAUACCACCAAAAAAGUGGAAAGGAUAUAAUAAGGGUGGGCAUUUAUUCUUACCUUCCUAUGUGAUGCGUACCCAUGGAGCUAAGGAACAACAAAAUGCGAUUAAAAGUGUUCCUAAAAGACAGCUAAAUAAAGUUUUUGAGGCCCUAGAUACUCUUGGAAGUACCAAAUGGAGAGUGAACAGAAGAAUACUGGAAAUAGUAGAGUCUAUUUGGAAUCAAGGUGGAGGUAUUGCUGGCUUGGUUGGUCGGGAAGAUGUUCCCAUACCGGAGAAACCUGGGUUGGAGGAUUCCAUGGAGAUUAAAAAAUGGCGUUGGAAUGCCAGAAAAGCAAGAAAGGCUAACAAUGAGAUGCAUGCUCAGCGAUGUGACACAGAACUUAAGCUUUCUGUUGCUCGCAAGAUGCGAGAUGAAGAAGGAUUUUACUAUCCUCAUAAUCUUGAUUUCCGUGGCCGUGCAUACCCAAUGCAUUCACAUUUAAAUCAUUUAAGUUCAGAUCUAUGCCGUGGAAUUCUCGAGUUUGCCGAAGGUAGACCACUUGGCAAGUCUGGGUUAUACUGGUUAAAAAUUCAUUUGGCAAACAUCUUUGGCGGAGGCGUUGAAAAGCUCUCUUAUGAUGCUCGCCUGACAUUUGUGGAGAACCAUUUACAUAAUAUAUUUGAUUCUGCUAUGAAUCCUGUUGAUGGAAAGCGAUGGUGGAUAAAUGCUGAAGAUCCUUUUCAGUGUUUGGCUGCAUGCAUAAAUCUCUCUGAUGCCUUAACUAGUUCAUCACCGCACAGUGUCAUCUCAUAUCUUCCUAUUCAUCAGGAUGGUUCAUGCAAUGGUUUGCAGCAUUAUGCAGCACUUGGAAGAGAUUGUUUGGAAGCCACUGCAGUAAACUUGGUUGCUCAAGAGAGGCCUGCAGAUGUAUAUUCUGGAAUAGCUGCAAGGGUUUAUGAGAUAGUAAAGGAAGACUCUCAGAAAGACCCGACUAAUGAUCCUACUGCUUUAUUAGCUAAAAUUUUACUUGAUCAGGUGGACAGGAAGUUAGUGAAGCAGACUGUCAUGACAUCAGUCUAUGGUGUCACAUAUGUUGGUGCCAGAGAGCAAAUAAAAAGGAGAUUGAUAGAAAAAGGAAAAAUCACUGAUGAGAGGUUGCUCUUUCGUGUAUCUUGCUAUGCAGCUAAGGUCACUUUGAAUGCUUUGGGAGAGAUGUUCCAAGCUGCACGAAGCAUCAUGAAAUGGCUCGGUGAUUGUGCAAAGAUUAUUGCUUCAGAGAAUCAACCUGUAAGGUGGACUACUCCGCUUGGAUUGCCAGUUAUUCAGCCGUACAGAAAUUUUGAAAGACAUCUUAUAAGAACCUCGCUACAAGUUUUGGCUUUAAAGAGGGAUGGUUGUUUGGUUGCAGCUAAGCAGCAAAAGACAGCUUUUCCUCCAAAUUUUGUUCAUUCUCUUGAUGGUUCUCAUAUGAUGAUGACGGCUAUUUCCUGCAGAAAUUCUGGUUUAAAUUUUGCAG
Molecule: messenger RNA, 2843 nt
Organism: Phalaenopsis equestris
Lineage: Eukaryota; Viridiplantae; Streptophyta; Magnoliopsida; Asparagales; Orchidaceae
Product: DNA-directed RNA polymerase 3, chloroplastic-like
Biological process (GO): mitochondrial transcription
Cellular component (GO): mitochondrial DNA-directed RNA polymerase complex
Molecular function (GO): DNA-directed RNA polymerase activity; DNA binding
Source: RefSeq, a predicted model, not a curated record